Molecule: messenger RNA, 1470 nt
Organism: Gymnogyps californianus (California condor)
Lineage: Eukaryota; Metazoa; Chordata; Aves; Accipitriformes; Cathartidae
Gene: MAP1LC3A
Product: microtubule associated protein 1 light chain 3 alpha
Exons: 4
Coding region: 14-379 (121 amino acids)
Biological process (GO): macroautophagy; autophagosome assembly; autophagy of mitochondrion
Cellular component (GO): cytosol; autophagosome membrane; autophagosome
Molecular function (GO): ubiquitin protein ligase binding
Source: RefSeq, a predicted model, not a curated record
CCCCCCGGCCGCCAUGCCCUCGGACCGGCCCUUCAAGCAGCGCCGCACCUUCGCGGAUCGUUGUAAAGAAGUACAGCAGAUCCGAGAGCAGCAUCCAAACAAAAUCCCGGUCAUCAUCGAACGCUAUAAAGGGGAGAAGCAGCUGCCAGUGCUGGACAAGACCAAGUUCCUUGUCCCAGACCAUGUCAACAUGAGUGAAUUGGUCAAAAUAAUCCGGCGUCGCUUGCAGCUGAAUCCCACCCAGGCUUUCUUCCUGCUGGUGAACCAGCACAGCAUGGUGAGCGUGUCUACCCCCAUCUCGGAGAUCUACGAGCAGGAGAAGGACGAGGAUGGCUUCCUCUACAUGGUCUAUGCUUCCCAGGAGACCUUUGGCUACUGAGGCCUGCUGAGAGGUGGCAUGUGGAGACAGAUGAACUGUGGCACACAGGCGCCCGGCCUUGGAAGACAACGCAACGAGAGGCUCACAAGAGGGGGACUGUGCCGACUCCCUUUCUCUCCCUCCCUCCCCUUCCCAUAACCCUGUCACCAAAGAGGCUCGUGGCGUGUGUUGGACUCGCACAACCCUUCACCUCUGUGUAGAUUAGUCCCACUCCCUCCACACACGCGCACCCACGUGCGCACAUACGUACAGAUACCCAUGCGCACACGUGAGGCCUCGGCUUCCCGUCCCAUCCCCUUCGUGUAACCUUCAGCUGCUCUCACUGUGCUGUGUACGUGUGUGCGUGUGCGCGUGUGUGCGUGUUUGUAGCCUGCUGCCAAAACAGUUCGGCCGGUGAUGGAGAGAGGACAGGACACUGUUGCCUUCACUUUCAGCACAGGGAGAGCCGCCUCUCCUCCAAGACACUAAUAAAAGGGCAGGAGGUCUGCAAAAGCAGCAAACAGAUGUUACCGUUGCUCCCGAGUUUUAAUUGAUUUUAAUUACACCCAUAUCAGAUUCUUGGUGCUACUGAGUAGAUGUAGGCGUCUCUGUAGGACUGUGGAUAAUGUAUAUCCUUUAGAUAUAUUUUAUUGGGUUUUUUGUUUGGUUGUUUUUUUUUUUUUAGGGAUAGAUUGGAAUGGGGAGAGGGGGUAAUCUUUCCUGUAUUCUGUAGGUAAAUAAAUCAGGCUUUAUUGCACUUUAAAGCAUAGUAGAUGUCAGAGUGGAAUUUACUUUUAAUUUAUACAGGUUUGCCAUAUAUAGUGCUGCUCUUCUGUUGACAGUUGUACCUAGAUUGUCUUUUUUUUUUUUUUUUAAAUAAAAUUGAUUUCCCUUCUCUCUGUCUCCCCAUUGCAUGCAAUUUUUCAGUCUCAGUGUGGCAAAGAGUUCACUCAAGGAAUGUACUGAUUUAUAUUUGCUAUGUUCCCGUUCCUGUUUCUCAUGUAUUAUACCAAAAAAAUGUAUAUGAUAAAAUCCCACCCAGUUUAAUCUAUACAAAGGUAUAUAUAUAAAUAUAUAUAUAAAAUAAACAUAAAUUCAAGUCGUGUCUUGUA